AUGGCUCAUAAAAAUUGUUUUGAGGCAUUGGAUAAAACACUUAAAGAUGUCAUGAGCAAGAAGGGUCUUGGGAAUAAAAUCUUUGGUGGCAAAGUAGUUGUAUUUGGAGGAGAUUUCAGGCAAAUUCUUUCAGUUGUUCCAAGAGCAGGGCGUUCUGAUAUUCUUCAUGCAUCAAUAUGCUCCUCUUAUAUUUGGGACUAUUGUCACGUCCUAACACUAAUAAAAAACACGAGACUUCAGCAAGGAAGAGAUGGUACAAGUUCUAAGGAAAUAGCAGAGUUCUUAAAAUGGAUCUUAAAUGUUGGGGAUGCUAUUGUUGAAAGCACAUAUCCCAAUUUGGUUCAUGUAUUCCAAGAUGUUGCAUAUCUACAAGGAAAAGCGAUUCUUGCCUCAACCAUUGAAGUUGUGGAUAAAAUCAAUCUUUAUGUAUUAGAUCUAAUACCAGGAGAAGAGAAAGAGUAUCUUAGUUACGAUUCAAUUGAUAGAACUAAUACGAGUUAUACGGAAGCUUAUGAAGUGCUAACUCUGGAAUUUCUUAGUAAACUACGAACACGAGGUCUACCAAAUCAUAGGAUCAAGUUGAAAGUUGGUACCCCCAUCAUGCUGAUGAGAAAUUUGGACCAAAGUGACGGAUUGUGCAAUGGAACAAGAUUAAUUGUUACAAGAUUAGCAAAUUAUGUCAUUGAGGCAAAAAUUAUGUCUGGAAAGAACAUAGGUAACAUUUUUUAG
Vicia villosa (hairy vetch) is the source of this 729-nucleotide messenger RNA. RefSeq lists its product as uncharacterized. The transcript has 3 exons. NCBI's taxonomy places the organism in Eukaryota, Viridiplantae, Streptophyta, Magnoliopsida, Fabales, Fabaceae. Gene Ontology annotation, biological process: telomere maintenance; DNA repair. Gene Ontology annotation, molecular function: DNA helicase activity. The coding region runs from base 1 to 729 and encodes 242 amino acids. The record is from RefSeq and is a predicted model, not a curated record.